This is a messenger RNA of Melozone crissalis (California towhee), 1143 nucleotides long. Its product is annotated as translation initiation factor IF-2-like. Lineage: Eukaryota; Metazoa; Chordata; Aves; Passeriformes; Passerellidae. The transcript has 2 exons. Bases 1 to 1143 code for a protein of 380 amino acids. The record is from RefSeq and is a predicted model, not a curated record.
AUGGCUGCUAGGGCGGAACUCGGCGGCGUCCCUCCCUCCCCGCUUCCCUCCCUCCUGCCGGCCUCCGCUCCCCGCGGGGGCGGGGACUGUCACGGCCCUAUCCGUGCCGCGGGGCCGGCUCGGGCCGUGCGGUGCGGGACGGCCCUGCGGCUGUCCUGCGGGCCCUGCGGGGGCAGCAGCGCUGGGGCGGCCGGGGGACGCAGACCCACACGCCGUGGAGCCGCCUCGGAGCUGGGGUGGCUCCAGGGGCGGUGUGAGGAGGGAGAUGCCGUGACCUCGCCCAGCAGCACCGUCGGCCCUGGAGAGCGCUCCGGGUUACCUGCCGUUACCCGCCGUGCCCCGCCGGCCUCCACGGGCUGCUGCCCGCCGGAGCUCGCUCCUUGCCUCGGGAGCGCGAGAUUUGUCACUGUGGCCAGGGCACUAACAGCGGGCUCUGGGGGCUGUCACAGUCUCUCUGCCUCACACAGGCAAGGCAGGCAAGUCCAUGCUCAGAGAUUGUACCCUCGCCUGGGAGCACAAGAAGAGCUCCAGCAGCCACGAGGCGGGAAACGCAAGCUCCACCACCCUGUGUCACAGAGUAACCCGGGACAGCGACCCCUGUCCUUAUUCCAUAAGCUGCCUCUAGGGAGGCCACCCGGGCCCGCCGAGAGUGCCGGGCCGGCCCUGCCCCCGCCGGGCGGGCAGCGGAACGGAACAUGGCGGGGCCCCUCCAGCCCGCGCUUCCCCGCCUUUCCCCGCGGCGGCGCGCAUGCGCGCUGUGCGGCGGUGAGGCCGUAUCCCUCCGCGCGCCCCUUUUCCCUCGAUGUCUGUGUUAAUAAGGUAAUUCCCGCGCCCAUGGUAAGUGCCGGGCGCCCCUCCGGGCCCGCCCGGGGCGCCCCGCGCCGCCUCGCGCCCGCCCGCGCGCCCGCGGCGGGGCAGAGCCGCGCGGAGCCGCGCCACUCCCCUCCGCCCGCCGUGUCCCUCCGCCGGGCGCGGCGCGGACUCUCGUGUGGGGCUCUCGGCCUGCGGAGCCCCGGGUCGGUGCGGCGGCGGCGGCGGCGGCCGGGCCGGCAGCACGGUAAGGGCCCGUCCCCGCGCCCCGUCUCUCCCUCACCCCCCCCGGGCCGGCCAAGCUUUUCCAGGUCAGUCUGCGCCUUUGUAUAG